Molecule: messenger RNA, 1367 nt
Organism: Cadophora gregata
Lineage: Eukaryota; Fungi; Ascomycota; Leotiomycetes; Helotiales; Ploettnerulaceae
Exons: 3
Coding region: 359-1246 (295 amino acids)
Source: RefSeq, a predicted model, not a curated record
UGACAUCGAAGCUUGACAUCAAUCAUGAAACUCUCAUGUGAUAAAGGAAUUGUUCUCUCUUGGGCAUAACAUCCGAUUCUAUUCAGGCAAUCUUGCACUCGACCGCUACAGCCCUAUUUCAUUUUAAGUUCUCUGCAGGCAGUGGCAGAGCGGAAAGGACCCUGAAAGACCCUUCAACGACACUCCGUACACCCUCAUCCGUGGGUGUGACGUCUCACAUGCAUGAGCAAAUUACAAGCAGGGAAGAAAUUCCGAAGUUCUUUCGGCGGCUGCCUGAUUGUAUCUCCGGGAUUAUUAGUACAGAAAGACGAGAGGCAGCCAACGAUGAGUGUUGUUGACGUGGUAAUUCGCGCACGUCAUGUCCCGUACGAAUUUGUUCGCAAGCCUGGGUCUCAUGCCCGCAUUGAUGGGUUUGGGUCAUUUGGCACCAGCAAUAGGAGCUAUUCAUACUGCCACGGGCUCGUAUCAAUUUCCUGGCAGUGUACUUGGGCUCAUUGGCACGAUCUCUGCACUGGUGGACUCUAUCGAUAAAUACAAAGAUACCCCGUUAUCAAGGCGACCUCGAAAAUGGGUUUGGAAGACAUGGACUUAUUCUCUUUCGGCCAUUUGUGUUGCUUGCGCCUUCAUGUCGGGGCUGCAGACCGUGCUGUUGGUUCUUCGACCCCUGCCUCUGGGUCUUUUAUGGAGCGCACGUUGCGUUCCACUGUUCUCGAAAUCAGGAGGCCUACUUCUGAUCAAACCGAAAAGCUUCCUCGGCGAGGCAAAGUCGUUUGUUGUCGCAUUAUGCAUGGCCAGUGUGUGUGCACAGGCAAGCAUGGCAUAUUAUUGUCAAAGAGAAGGUUCUCACUGCAGUGAGGACAGGCUUCGCUGGAAGAGCUUUCAACUUGCCUGCCUGUAUCAAUUUCUACGAGAAACGGCUUGCGAUGUUAGAGAUAUCAGGGAGGACACGAUAGAGGGUUUGCAUACGUUGCCUGUGAAACUUGGAAAGCAGAGGACGCUUCUUCUCAUGGCACUAAUCGGUCUUCUACUGGACAUGGUCAUUACUCAAAGUGUGUUGUUGACAGCGGCAGGAAGUUUUGUGGUGAGAUUCCCACACGCGAUAUAUUCUUGUCUGCGGAUUGGGUCAACAAUAGCAGCAUACUCCUUGAUCUUACAAUACCCGAGAGCAAAUAUCUGGGCUUGGGGAACCAUGUCAUUGUUUGGAUUGACCCCUGUGCUAUUUGCACAGGCAGCUCUGAACCGUUGAGGGACGAAUAGUUGGACGAGAAUGGGUAAGAGUGACAAAAGUCGAAAAAUCAGAGCCGGUGUUGAAGACGAUUAGGACAUUGGAGAUAGACACUAGAUUCGAUAUAUUUAGAUGACAUCCA